CAUCACCUAAAUUAAUCUUUAUAUUAAGAAUAUUAAAUUCGUACCAUGUUGUCCAGAAUCCAUAAAAAAUAUUUUCCAGAAUACACUGAACUCAACACAAAAAAGCACUUGCAAUUUCGAGAACAAUAGAGAGUAUCGCGAAGAAGGACGUGCGUACUGAACGAAGUCUAAGUUCCGACUACUUGUGUGGCAAUAUAGUAAGCAGAAGCGAGCAAUCACCAAUCAGAGGACUACAGCACAGCAUCAAUGCAGUCUACAAAGAAUUGUUUAUAAACCAGAGCAAAUGAAGUUUGUGCGUCUUUUAUCAUCAUUCGUUUUUGUGUCUAUACUUAAUUAAAUACUUAAGUUUGCAAUCGUUUGCAAUCAUUGUAUCAACAAAGAAAUAUAGUAAUAAAAGAACAUUUACCUUUAAGAAAACUAAAUAGAAAUAUUUCUUAUUCUCAAAGGAUUUAGAAUAUUUAACUCGGCAGUCGUUUCUUCUUUUCCAUCUGGUCUUUCCAACAAAGUGGAGGUCUUCAUAUUCUUCUGCUUCUAAAUCUAGUGGUUUUGUCUGCAGCUAUUCGUAAGGAGGUUGAAAUGCCGUCCCACAGGUCUCUUAUACCGCGGUACGGACGAGUGCUCUCAGAGAGCUGGAGUUCAAGAUGAAUAGAAAGUCGUUCGCCUGUCUGUUGUGAUAGCAACUUCUCGACUUCGAACCUUUCUUGAGUUUGUUGAAUUUACGGACGGUUGUGUCAAAGAUGCCUUCUUUGCCCACCCUGGCGUUAAAGUCGCCAAUGACGAUUUUGACAUCGUGGCGGCGCAGAUCUCAUAGGCUCAUAGCAUGCAAAUCAGCGAUUGUGGAAGAAAUUAGCUUUGAUGCGGAUUGUGGCUAGAUGUUUAUCCACUGGGGUGAAUGCCAGUACUUGGCGACGGAAGCUUUCUUUCCCACCACGAAUCCAACACCGAAUUUGCGCUCCUUUAUAUGACCAUUGUAGUAAAUACCACAAAGACGUACUUGGCUCAGUUCUUGUACCGUCUAUCGCAUUUGUUGGACGGCGGUGAUCAUUUACCUUUACGAGGACAUCAAACGACUGGGCGGCGGCACCUUCCCAAUUAAGGGACCGGACAUUCCAGGUGCAUACCCUCAAAUCAAAAUCGUUAUCAUGUUUUCAGGGGUCAUUAUCAAAAGGUAGGGGUCACUUAUCCGAGGCUGUUGUUUCCUUUUCAUGGGUUGGGUUUCUUACGUGGUGGGUCCCAAAAUCAGCGCAAAACCCUGUGAGGGGAUAUUUCGCCUUCUCACUUUUGCUCGCCUUUAAACGGAUGUUUUUUUGGUUACCUUUAGACCUUUAUUUAUUAUUUCUUUUAUUUCAGCCAUAUUAAGUUCCGCUUUUAUUCGUCGGCAACUCAUGUGACGAUUUGUUGCUUGAUGCUAAGUACGGCGCUUGUUCCUGUUAUCAAUGGUACAUACAUGACCACUGCGUCUAGUAAAACUAUAGUUAUGUGGAUUUUUGCAGAAAAUGCAUUAUGGCGUUCCUAAGUCUCUUUACAUAAAAAAUAAACGCUUCUCAGCAAAUAAUUCGGUUCCAUGUUGCAUUUUCUUGGAAACUCAAAAAUUUAAAAAUUACUGCUUCUAAACGUUUUGGGAUCGAGUCAAUCAGCAUUAAGCUAAAUUGUCAUUUCAGUUGUAUUAACUUACAUCCAAAGUUAAAGCUGAGUUCAUCCGGUUGGUCGCGUGAGUCACUGUACAUUAGUAAGGUGAUUUAUUUGAUUUGACAAUUUUAUUAAAAUUUCUUCUUUUUCGUUUGUAUUUUUUAUUUUAACUUUGAAGUUAAUAUAUACAUAUAAUUAAUUUAUGCAUGAGGAAUGCAAUUAUGCUAUUAAUAUUAUUGUAGUAAAUGUCCACCAUACAGGAGUUCUGUUUAUUUCCUGUUUCAUGGGGAUUUAGAAUAUUAACAUUGUUUAUCAAUCAUCCUGGUCAGGUGUACUUGAAAUCCAUUUCCAUACUGUACCUAAUUCAUUAAUACCUCUUUUUGAUCCAUUGUUAUCAGUUUUUAGUUGUUUUAAAAAAGUUUCUAUUGUUAUCAUUUAUGUUAAGUUUGUUUGCAUAUUGUUUUAUCUUUAACGCCCAAUCAGACAGUUGCCUAAUUUGGGCUAAAUUUUCCCUCUAAUUUCUAUGCGCCCUAUUUCAAUAAUUGCACUCUGAUUUUCAAUAAUUGCACCCUGAUUUUUGAUAAUUUUGUCUAUCUUGGAAACAGUACUAAAAUCAACAACAAUGCCAGUUUCGAAAUCCUACUUUGAACUGAGUAGACAAUUGAAAAGUAAAGUCCUCUUUCGACGAACAAAGGCCAAACUCUACGAUUCACUCAUCAUCUCCGUCCUGUUAUAUGGUACAGAAGUAUGGGCGAUGACAACAGCAGAUGAGUAUAAAUUGUUCGGCCAAUUAAAGGGAAACGGUUACGCUGGCUUGGUCAUGUUAUCCGAAUGGAUGAAAACACUCCAGCUUUGAGAGUAUUUAACGCCGUGGGAAGCAGAAAAAAAAGGACUUGCUUUGAACUUUCAAUUGGUAUCACGUUGCGAAAAGAAGAAACGACUGGGGCGCUGUUGUUAAGGGGGUAUUCUUGUCUAGGAUUUUGAAAAAAUCGAUUUUUUUUUGCAUAUCUUGAAAGUUUAGACUUUCAUAUGACUUUGGAAGGAUUUUUCAAAAUUCGAUUUAUUUUCGGAGAUACAGUCGAUUUUGUGACGUGGUGUCCGUGUUCACUAGAAUUGUCUCCUAAACUUUAAACGCGUUUUUCUCAAAACCGAUUUUUUUGGAACGAUAUCCACGAGUUCUCAGGUUCUACUUGACCGAUUUACUUGAAAUUUGUAAAGUCUUUUUUAUAAGCUUUUCUAUGGUUGGAACUAGCCCCAUCCCCUAAUUUUUAUUUUUAUUACGUUUAAAAAAUUUGAAAUAGUCAGAAAAAGUGAUCCGAAAAACCUUUUUUUUCAGGCAGUCACCAUUUUGUGAAAAAAAUUUUUUCCCACUUCUCCGUAGUUCCGGCCAUUGCGACAUUAUUCUAGAUUAAUAAUUUUUUUUUUUUUGGUUUCAGAUAACUAGGAGGGUUGAAAUCAUGGGUAUGGUCACGUGGAAAUUUUUAGAGACCCCCCACUUCGACAGCUCAUAAUUUUUGAAAUAUUUCCCUUUUUUUACUUUUUAAGUUUUUUCUGUACUCUUCCAAAAUUAACAAAAAACUAAUAAAAAAUGGAUGGUAAAAAUAUUAAUUGCCUUAUUUCUACGACACUUUAAAAAUUACCUGAAAUUCAUGCUUCUAGACCAGAAUACCCCCUUAACUCGGCUAUAAUCGCGUAAGCGGUGUCUAUGCCAGUAAAGAAGAAGAAGUUUUAAUGAAUACGGAUAUUUCUUCUGGUUUAUUUGCCACCACUCUAUCAAAUUGAAAGAUUCAGUCAUCUUAACUACUCCUCUGUUAUAUCUUUCUUCUCAGUCAUCGACUAUCUCUCGUGCCGUAAAGACGUCUUUUCUUCUUUCACUUACGCAGUAUUUUUUCUUAAUUUCAUCGACUACCUAAUUCGCUUUUCACCGCUCGCGAGUGCUCUAUUCCUUUCAUUAUUCGUGUUUACAUUGCUCACUAGCAAUCCAACCUCAAAAACAUAAUUUUUACACGUGUACGAUGGCUCCAAUGCCAUCAAACAUCAGGGAGAAUCGCUUCUCUAUACUUGACCCGGGACCUAAAAGAAAAAAACGCAAACCUCCAAUAACUGUUCAAUUAGAAGAUUUCCCAUGUCUUCCCGAAAAAAAGCAGACGACCCAAAAUUUAUUGUGAUUGAAGCUACUGAUCCGUCCAGACCUGUUGCAUCUUACUCAUGCUUCGCAAUACAUCAUGCCAUCAAGCAAAUUAGCAGUGAAGUGCAUAACAUAUCCACUCUUCGUGAUGGAAAGCUGUUACUUCUGGUAAAGAAUAACAAAAUAGCCGACAAAUUUCUAAGGGCGAAACAAUUGGUAGGAGUGUGUCCCAUAUUAGCCACGCUACACGCAUCACUCAACCAAGUGAAAGGUACCGUAUACGCUCCUUUUCUCAACAAUGUGGCAGAGGAGGAAAUUAUUCAAGAAUUAUCCCCCCAAGGAGUGGUCGAAGUUUAUAAAUUUAAAAAAUAUAUCGAUGGGAAAUUAUUACCAUCGGGAGUGGUUUUGCUCACUUUUAAUCUUUAUAAUUUACCCAAUAAAAUCGAUAUCGCCUGGUGCAAAGUAUUUGUUCGCCAAUAUAUACCCCUCCCCAUGCGUUGCAAAUCUUGUCAGAUUCUUGGGCAUACAAAGAAUAAAUGCCAACGCUCUCUUCUUUGUGAAAACUGUUCACUCCCUCCUCAUUCUCCUUCCGACUGCGCUAAUUGUUUCCAAGCACACCCGUUCUCUUCCAAGGAAUGCCCAAAAUUUGUACAAGCUAAAGAAAUUUUAAAAAUCAAAACUACUAACAAGUGCUCAAUGCGGGAAGCUACAAAAAUAUACAAACAACAAGCAAACGUAAUAAACUCUUCCAAAAGCUCAUAUGCCGACAUUGCAUCCACUGCAAACGCAAGCAAAACCAGUAGAAACUAUAGCACAGUCACAACAAACAACACAAUCAACUCCACCAACACAACAAUUUACGAAAACAACAAUAAUGCCAAUAAAAACAACUUAAAUAAAACACAAGCCAAUAUUGACAACUUAGACCUUUCCCACAUAUCCAGUACUCCUAGCAAACAAGCCAACAUACCAGACUCCCCGAAAGUAGAAUCUUAUACAGCAAUAAAAACAAAUAAGAACAUUCCAUCAACUAUCAACAUAAACAAACAAAAUAACUCUUCCAACUCUCCGGUUUUGGAAAUCUCACAUCCAAUCACAGAUCAAAACGAAAUAGAAACAAACUAUAAUAUAAAUCCACCUCUUCAAUCAAACUCACCAUACUCUUUCUCUCAACUCCAAUCAUAUUAUCAACCUCUUCCAACUCUCUCUCAAGUUCUCGCUACUCAAGAACAAAACACAUCUAAAAACGAAAUGCUAGAUUAACGAAACACUUCAUACACGACUAUUCACAUGAAUACAUAUUCUCACGUUCUGCUUCCCUCUCAUUUUUAUCAAUGGUGUUAAAAAUAAUCCAAUGGAACAUGAAUGGAUAUUGGAACAAUUAGCAUGAGCUACAUUUACUUGUUAAAGAAGAGAACCCAGAUGUGAUAUGUAUUCAGGAAACUCACAUCCCAAUAACAAAUAUCCAAAAAACAUACUUUCCCAAACAAUACACUGGCUACUUUUUUAAUUUAAACAACAUACAAACUAACAAACAAGGAGUUGGUAUAUUAGUUAAAAGACAUAUACCUCAUGAAAUUUUUAAUAUUACUUCAACGUUGUCUACCAUAUCAAUCAAAUUAAAACUCAGCCAUCCAAUUUGUGUUGUUAAUACUUACAUUACCCCCCCAGCAAAUCUUUAACGAAUCCGACCUAAAGUGUAUAUAUCAUUAGCUUACCAAACCUUUCCUAUGGGUUGGCGACUUCAAUGCUUGGAACCCACUUUGGGGCUCUCCCAAAUCAAAUCCAAGGGGCUUAAUAAUUGAAAACUUUUUAACAAACCACCAAUUAUCAUUACUUAAUAAUGGCGCUCCCACCCACUUUUCAACUCAUUCAACGUUCACCAAUGUAGACCUCUCCUUUUCUUCUCCCGAACUGUCUCCGAGAAUCAAAGGUAGUGACCACUUCCCAAUUUCAAUCAAUAUUGCUACAGUCCUACAUCCUACAAAAUACACUUACCUCCCCCGAUUUAAGACAGACUUAGCUAACUGGGACAAAUUUCAAGCAGAAAUAUUAAAUACUAUGAAACGCUCGCCUACAGGCAAUAUAAACCAAGAAACCUCUUUUAUUACAAAAACUAUACGCUCGGCAGCUUACAAAUCAAUUCCCCAAAGUACAAGAAAAAUUUCUAAAGACUCUCCCAUUUGGUGGAAUAAAGAACUUCAAAACCUUCGCACCCAAAAAAUUGAAUGCUGGAAGACUCUAAGAAACUCCAUAACGGAUGCAAAUAUAAUGAACUUCAAAAAAUCGAAUGCUCAUUUCAAAAGGGCGGCCAAAGCAGCCAAGAGAAAGAAUUUUGAAACUUUUACCUUGCAUAUUUCAUCUUCAUCAACCUCCAAAAAAAUUUGGCAUGACGUCAAACUUCUAACCAGUAUCCCACACUCCCAUAUAGCAGUUAUUCAAUCCGUGGGAACAUUUCUAUGCGACUCCACAGAUAUUGGAACAGCUUUUGCACAACAUUGGUCUCAAUAUUCAGUUGACGGCAACUUUUCUGAAGAAUACAUCCAGGAAAAACAUCGUUGGCUUUCCAUGCACUACGCUCCUACAAAUCUUUCCUUAUCGGCAAUUCACUUAGACAAUAUGAUAACAUACUGUGAACUGGAAUCCGCACUCGUACAUGCCAAAGGCAAAACACCUGGCAUCGAUCGUAUCGUAACGCGUUGGCGUUCACGCAGUACUGAGCCAACUUGCAAACUGGAAGGUUGGUUCAAAAGCUUUUAUGAUAAUAAAAGCGUUUAUGAUCCACCGACAGUUCAGAGUUCGUGUUAACAAUACUUUUUCCGAGGUAAACCCUCUUAACAACGGUAUACCCCAAGGCUCCCCCCUAUCCGUAGUACUAUUCAUUAUAGCGUUUGAUAAACUCACCGAUAUCUGCCUAAAUAUAAAAAAUAUUAAAAUAACUAUGUAUGCCGAUGAUGCUUUUAUUUACACUAAUUUGAAAGAUCCGCAUGCAACUAAUGAUGUUUUCAAUGAAGUACUUACGAAAUUCAAAAAAUGGGGUUCACUUUCCGGAGCAUCUAUCUCAACUUCUAAAUGUAAAUUAUUACAUAUUUGUAAAAAAAAAGAGAUGUUCAUACCCAAAUUUAAUUUUUGACAAUACUUUAAUAUCAGGUGUAAAUAACUUAAAAAUAUUAGGAAUAUAUUUUGACAAUAAGUUUACAUUUAAGAAUCACUGUAUUAACCUUAGAAAAUCGCUUUCCAGUAGACUAAACAUAAUUAAGUAUUUAUCUAGCAAACGGUUAUUUAUACAUACAAAUACACUUAUUAAUAUUACAAGAGCCAUAAUACUCUCUAAAAUUGACUAUGGCCUACCGAUUUACGGUUGGUGCUCGAACACAAACAUUAAGCAGUUGGAGGCUCCAUAUCACGCCGCAAUUCGUCGUAGCUUAAACGCCUUUUCUACAUCACCAACUAAAUGUAUCUUAGGAGAAAGUGGCUUACCGUCAAUAAAGGAAAGAGUUUACGAAAAAACGAUACAACUUCUUCCAAAAAUACUUAAUUUUCCAAACACUGGCAUUUAGAAAUGUAUAACGCUUACUGCAAAACACAAAAGGAGUUUUCAACUUAAAUCUACCCUCCGCCGCUGUCUUCGAGUUUGCAAAAAUUUUAAACAUUCCUAUCCCAUCUAAAUUUUAUACAACCAACACUCAACCUGAAUGGCUGAUUAGUGAUGUUUCAAUAGAUACAUCUCUGCAUAAUUUCAAAAAAUCCACCCCCAGUAACACAGUUUUUCAACAAAACUUCUUAGAACUAACCAACAUCUAUAAGAAUAAAACGUGUAAAGAAAUUUUCACAGAUGCGUCCAAAUUAACAAACACUGCCUAUGCUGUAACCACAGCUUACGGGACAACUAUUACUGGCGGAAUUCUUCCAUCAUAUUCGUCCGUAUUUACCGCCGAGGCAAUUGGAAUAUAUAUGGCAUUAAAAUAUGCUAUCUUACAAAAAGGCAAAUUCCUUAUUUGCUCCGACAGCAUUUCCUGCUUGAACGCCAUAAGCAACAUACGAAAUAAUUCCAUAGUAAUAUCUAAAAUUAGAGAUAUUUGCAUUAAACAUAAACGAAAAAUAGCGCUUCCGUGGGUGUCAGGUCACGUUGGCAUUCCUAGGAACGAAUAUGCGGACAACGCGGCAAGAUUCUUCGAAUCUGCCCCCACUUUUCUCAACGAGGUGCAAGACCAAAAUGACCUCAGUAAAAUGUUACGCAGACACAUACAUACAUAUAUGAAAAGAAAGUUGCAGACUGGAAGAAAUUUAAACACAAAUACGCAAUUCUAAACAAACUGCGCGAAAAGGUACGCUACCCCAACAACAUCUCAAGACAGCAAGCAACAAUUUUUACUCGAUUAAGGAUCGGACACAGGCAAAUCACUCACCAACAUCUUCUUGGCGGCAAUCCUAUACCAUCCUGCCCUUUCUGCCCCAGCACAUUAUCCAUGGAACAUAUACUCAAUAUCUGUCCAGCACUAGAGAGUAUUAGGCAAAAACACUUUAAUUCUAGUAAAUACCAAACAUUGUUAAAUACUCCAUCUUUCGCAAACAUUGUUAAUAUAUGCAAUUUUCUAAAAGAAUGUAAUUUUUAUAAUAAAAUAUGAACUUUGGAACUUUAUACAAUUAUAUCGGAGGCGAUGGCCACAGUAGCUUGUACUCCUUCCUUACUAUUAGGUUUAAUAUUCUGUAUAUUUUUCCUAAUA
Molecule: messenger RNA, 8484 nt
Organism: Bactrocera neohumeralis
Lineage: Eukaryota; Metazoa; Arthropoda; Insecta; Diptera; Tephritidae
Product: myosin-G heavy chain-like
Exons: 2
Coding region: 3755-5020 (421 amino acids)
Source: RefSeq, a predicted model, not a curated record